AAGGAUAGAAUUCGUUCGAAAUUGGAACGUGAUAUAUUGGCUAAAAUUCAAUUUCCUUUCAUUGUCAGUUUGAAUUAUGCUUUUCAAACCGAAGGUAAAAUUUACCUUAUUUUGGAAUUUGUCAGAGGUGGUGAUUUGUUUUCUCGUCUGGCGAAAGAGCUCAUGUUUACUGAGACAGAUGUUAUGUUCUACUUAGCCGAAAUUGCACUAGCAAUAAACCACCUACACAAACUGGGAAUAGUUUAUCGCGAUCUUAAACCCGAAAAGCAAGUUUCAGAAUUCACUUUAUUUAUUUUGUUUAUCUGCAUUCUUCUAACCGAGGAGGGUCACAUCAAACUAACCGACUUUGGAUUAUCCAAGGUCUCCAUCUACGAUGAGGACGAUGACAGCAAGUCCUAUUCCUUCUGUGGAACUGUGGAAUACAUGGCUCCAGAAAUCGUAAAUCGUCGUGGUCAUGGCCCGGCGGCAGAUUGGUGGAGCUUUGGCGUUCUAAUGUACGAAAUGCUCACUGGAACAUUACCUUUCCAUGGCACUUCAAGAAAGGAUACAAUGACGCAAAUUAUGAAGUAA
This is a messenger RNA of Rodentolepis nana, 570 nucleotides long. Lineage: Eukaryota; Metazoa; Platyhelminthes; Cestoda; Cyclophyllidea; Hymenolepididae. The record is from the annotation of a GenBank genome assembly.